AUGAUUGACGAGGCCAAGGGCAUGGACGGCGACGACUCGCACGACGACGAGCCCGGGGUCGUCGUCCCCGAAGGCGUCGAGCUCGUCCCCCCGACGACGCCCCCGGCCCAGAUCAGCGGCAGCAGCGGCACCCCGCGGAAGACCUGGCGGAGCUCGCGGUCCCCCUCGGUCCACCUGAAGCGCAUGGCCACGAACGUGUCCAAGACCAUCAACUCGACGCAGACCGUGGCCCAGGCCAUGAGCGCCCAGGCGUCCCUGCGCGUCGCGCACGUGCAGCGCGGCGUCGGCCUGAACUGGGGCCGCUACAACGACACGGCCUGGUUCGUCAUCGACCCCGAGGCGCGGUGGCGCGCGGUCUGGGACGGCGGCACGGCCAUCCUGCUCCUCUACCUCGUCUUCGCCGUGCCCUACAGCAUCGCGUUCCUCGACGGCGGCCUCGGCUGGUUCGAGUGGUUCGUGCUCGCGUGGUUCUCCCUCGACAUCCUCAUCAGCUUCGUGACGCCCUACGAGAAGGCGGGGCUCUACGUGACGAACCCGCGCUGGAUCGCCUUCGAGUACUGCCGGACCUACUUCGCCAUCGACUUUUUGUCGACGUUCCCCUUCGACGUCGUCGUCAACUCGACGGACAGCAACAUGGCCGUCACGGGCAAGGCGCUGAAGCUGCCGCGCCUCGCCAAGACGCUGCGGGCGCUGAAGAUGAGCAAGCUCAUGAAGUUCUACCAGGUCGACGAGCUCCUGGGCCAGGUGCAGAUCAACUUCCACAUCUCGCCCGCGUUCAUCAACCUCCUCGCGCUCGUCUUCGCGGCGCUCGUCAUCAACCACUUCUUCGCCUGCGUCUGGUACAUGAUCGGCCUCCGGAAGUUCGACGACGACUGCGCCGACGGCGACGGGAACCGGGGGCGGCGCCACUGCACGUGGAUGCAGACGGGCGGCUACAGCCCGCGCGACGGCAACUGGUACCUCUACACGACGUGCCUCUACUGGUCCCUCUCCACCGUGUCCACGGUGGGCUACGGCGACAUCUCCGCGAACACGACGAUGGAGAAGGUCUACACGAUCGUCGUCAUGAUCACGGGCGUCGCGGGCUACGCGAUGAUGCUCCAGUCCAUCGGCCGCCUCAUGCAGUCCCACUCGUCGACGGCGACGACGUCGACGAUCGCGCUGCGGGACUACUUGUACAAGCGCAACGUGCCCAUGGACCUCUGCACGAAGAUCUUCGACUACCUCUACCGCCACAACGCGAUCCGCGCGUACAACAACGACAACAGCCAGGAGGUCGUCGCGUCGAUCAACGACCUGCCCAAGCCCAUCCGGCGGCGCCUGCGGCUCUACACGGAGCGGGCGACCAUCGGCGCCAUCCCCUGGUUCCAGCACCGGUCGUCGGACUUCGCGGCGGACGCGGUCGGCUUCCUGAAGCCGACGCUGUCCGCGCGGGGCGAGGUCGUCGGCGCCCAGGGCAUCCGCGCCGAGGCGCUGUUCUUCGUCCAGUCCGGCGACCUCGCCGUCUACCCCGAGGGCACGAAGCGCCACCGCGUGUCGACGAUCGGCGGAGCGCUCGACGAGCUCGAGGAGGAGGAGGCCGAGGGCAUCCGCCCGCUUCUACGGUUCGGGCCGGGCGACAACUUCGGCGCGCCGGGCUGCUUCGUCGACGCCGUCUGGAAGCUCGAGAUCAUCGCGUGCAGCGACUGCGAGAUCUCCGUCUUCCCGCGCGAGCACCUCCGGAGGCUGCUCGACGAGCCCGAGCACGCCCACCUCCUGCCCCAGUUCGAGUACGAGGCGCACCAGACCGUCCAGGCGGCGCCCUUCCUGUACGCGUUCCAGGACCCGGCGCACCAGCACGGCGUCGCGCGGCACGCGGGCGACUUCCGGAGCCCCCUCGGCGCCGCCCGCCGCGACGACGGCGCCGCGGGCCGGGACAACAGGGCCGCCAAGACGGCGCUCGACGUCGCCCGGUCCGACUCGGCCGUCGCCGUCGCGAACUUCCUGCGGGAGCACGUGCCCGCGGCCGCGCUCGCGUCCGGCGCGCCCGGCGCGGACGUCGUCAACGGCCUCAUCGCCCUCGGCGACUACCACGAGCACCACUGGACCGUGUCCGGGACGAACCCGGGCCGCAACGCCGUCCGCGCGCAGUCCGCGAUGGUCGCGACGACCGCGGACGCGAAAUCGGCGUCCAUGGCCGACUACCCCCUCUUCACCCCGCCGAAGCCGGAGCCGGCCAAGUCGAGCGAGAAGCCCAUGAAGCUCCCGGCGAAGCAGCGGCCGCGCACGAAGAGCAAGCUCAAGCAGCGGCGCAAGCAGGCGCGCCACUUCGUCAAGGUGACCAUGCGCAACGGCCUCACGAAGGUCCUGAAGAGCGCGACGAAGACGCUGCGCCUGGGCUGGUACGUGCGCAACUCGCGCCGGUCGAAGCACCGCUGGGAGCGGCCCUUCUACUUCGACGUCCGCGAGGCCGCGGCGAACGCCGCGGGCUUCAAGGAGCGCGUCGUCGGCCCGAGCUUCGUCCGCGGCGGCCAGGCCUUCUGCCUCGAGCUCUACCCCGGCGGCUUCCGCGAGGACUCGCGGCAGCACGUCGGCGCCUACCUGCGCUACCAGGGCGCGCAGAAGUGCGUCGAGCUCCGGUUCCGCGUGUCCGUCGUGAACCGCCUCGGCGGGCCGGAGAUCGCCUGGCGGAGCGCCUUCAUGCUCCUCGGGGCGCGGGCGGCGCCGGGGGAGAAGAUCUUCACGAACUGGGGCACCGCGUCGCUCUGCCCCCGGUCGUGGCUCAGCGACCUCAAGCACCGGGGGCUCUGCGUCGACGGCGCCGUGCGCUUCCGCGUGGACAUCAUGUACGUCGGCGAGCGCGAGUCCGUGGACAACCAGAUCGUGCGCAUGGCCUCCGCGGACGCAGAGGGCUUCGGCGAGGCCGGCGGCGCGGGCGACGCGGCCUGCCUCGGGUCCGGCGUCCACCGGCGGGACUACGACGCGGCCCUCGAGCUCAAGUCGCCGCGCAACCCGCUCGCCCUCCGCGAGGAGACCAAGGAGCCGCCCGUGGACGUCGACGAGAGCCGCGUCACCUACAAGUUCGACGACCAGGGCGACGAGCCCCUCCUCGUCGACUUCGAGCUGUGGCGACUAGGAAGUAGCCCAAUGCGCCGCGCGCAGACGGCGCUCCUGCUCCUGGGCGCACAACAUCGGUGCUACGCGACGACGACGCGCCGCCGGGCGCAGCUCCGGAGCCUCGGCCGGCGCGCGUCCCUCGAGAUCUCGCCGCACCAAGUCGAGCAACUCGUCGGCGCGCGCGACCACCUCGCCAUCCCGAAGACGAUCUUCGUGAACAUGGUGCGGGCGGACGCGGCCCACUUCGAGGCCGUCGCCGCGGCCUGCGAGGCGCUGCGCGCCGCGGGCCUCGAGGCCGUGCCGCACGUUCCGGCGUCGCGCUUCGACGACGACGCGCACGCCGGCCGCGUGCUCGACGAGCUGUCCGCCGCGGGCGCCACGUCGGCGCUCGUCGUCGCCGGCAACGACUUCGACGGCUCGGCGCCGGACGUCGACGCCGUCGCGGCGCUCGCGCGAAAGCGAGGAUUCCGGUGCCUCUUCGCGGGCUUCCCCGAGGGCCACCCGCACGAGUCGUCCGGCGGCGCGCGCCUCGCCGCCAAGCUGGCGCCGGCGGGCGCCGGCGUCGUCACCCAGUUCGUCCGGGACCCGGCGGUCCUGGGCGAGUGGCUCGACGGCGCGCGGCCGGCGGCGGAGACGGUCUUCGUCGGCGUGCCCGGCCCCGCGACGCGGCGCCGGCUCGCGCAGAUGGCGGCGCUGUGCGGCGUCGGGCCGUCGGUGUAUGUCGAUGCCUACGACGUCGACGACGACGACGACGACGGCGACGACGCGUUGCUCGCGCCCGCCGCGGACGUGGGCGCGCUCGCGGACUACCUCGGCUCGAGCGAGGGCAACGUGCGGCUGCACGUGUACCCGUUCGGCGGGCUGGACGCGGCGCUCGUCUUCCUGGAUGCCCUGGCGUCCAAGGGCAUCCUCUGGGAGCCGGGCGGCUUCGGCGCGGGGGGCUAA
This is a messenger RNA of Aureococcus anophagefferens, 4041 nucleotides long. RefSeq lists its product as hypothetical. Gene Ontology annotation, molecular function: protein binding; voltage-gated potassium channel activity. Gene Ontology annotation, biological process: potassium ion transport; transmembrane transport. The record is from RefSeq and is a predicted model, not a curated record. The transcript is spliced from 3 exons. Lineage: Eukaryota; Pelagophyceae; Pelagomonadales; Pelagomonadaceae. Gene Ontology annotation, cellular component: membrane. Bases 1 to 4041 code for a protein of 1346 amino acids.